This is a messenger RNA of Metarhizium album ARSEF 1941, 1152 nucleotides long. RefSeq names its product D-alanine--D-alanine ligase. Bases 1 to 1152 code for a protein of 383 amino acids. The record is from RefSeq and is a predicted model, not a curated record. Lineage: Eukaryota; Fungi; Ascomycota; Sordariomycetes; Hypocreales; Clavicipitaceae. The transcript has 3 exons. Gene Ontology annotation, biological process: peptidoglycan biosynthetic process. Gene Ontology annotation, molecular function: D-alanine-D-alanine ligase activity; metal ion binding; ATP binding.
AUGGCCAACAACAAGGAGUCUUGCCUCAAAAUAGCGCUGGUUGCCGAGCAGAGGCUGACGUAUCUCCAACUCGGCUAUACCAGCGAGGAGUGUGCCGCCCUGACGCAUGACGGCGAAGUCAAGGCCGUGGCCGCCGCGCUCGAGGGACUGGGACAUCAGGUCACGCUCGUGCCGGGCAUCUCGUCGCUCGUCGAGCACCUGGUGGCGGGACGGCACAAGGACUGGGACCUGGUGUUCAACAUGGCGCAAGGGUUCCACGGAUCCUCGAGGGAGUCGCAGGUGCCGGCGCUGCUGGAGGCCUACAUGGUGCCGUAUACGUUUUCGAGCGCCGCAACCAUGGCGCUGUUGCCUGCGACACGCACACGUGUCUGCCCCAGCCGUGCCGAGCGCCGUGGACUGAAGCAAGGGGACCAGAUCAUCCUGGACCACUACGGCGUCCCCAACGCGCGCUUCAUGGUCGUUCGAAGCGGGCACGUCGACCUCCUCGACAACGCUACGCUGCCGCCAAACUACCCCCUCUUCGUCAAGCCCGUCAUUGAGGGCUCGUCCAAGGGCAUCGACGGGUUCAACAAGGUCAACAGCCUUGCGGAGCUCGAGCGCGCCGUCAAGAAACUGCAGGCCCGCUUCCCCGGGCAGGAUAUCUUGGUGGAGUCGUUUCUGUCGGGGAGAGAGUUCACCGUGAGCAUCCUGGGGACCGGCUCUCACGGCCGCGUCAUCGGCGUCAGGGAGCAUAUCUGGCAGGCGUCUCCCGGCAACGAGUACCACGAGACGCCCGAGUUUGCGAGCUGGGAGAGCAAGCUGAGCGAGGAGUGUGUGCUGCGCUACAACGACUCCCACGACAUGGACGACGCCCACGUCAAGGCCGCCUGCCGCGUUGCCCUCGACACCUGGGCUGCCUUGGGCUGCCGCGAUGCCGGACGCGUCGACAUCCGCUUCGACACCAACGAUGCCGAUGCCGUCCCUAAUGUCCUCGAGGUGAACCCCAUUGCCGGCCUCCUUCCGGGUCAUUCGCCGCUUCCAGCGAGCGCAAGCGAGAACGGGCUCUCGUUCGAAGCGCUGUUGACGGCCAUCAUCGCGAGUGCCCUCAGCCGCGACCUCCCCGGCGGUAGGCCGCUCGAGGUCCCGAACGGCGACUGCGUCCGGGGCGGAUAG